Penicillium brasilianum is the source of this 204-nucleotide messenger RNA. Lineage: Eukaryota; Fungi; Ascomycota; Eurotiomycetes; Eurotiales; Aspergillaceae. The record is from the annotation of a GenBank genome assembly.
AUGGAAAACCCCCUUCUCCCACCGAAUACCCUGAUCCUCGGCCAUGGCUGGUCUCUGCAAAGCCAAACCAGUCUGCCUGGCUACGCCCUGGACAAAUUCCCACUCAAUUUCAACGUGACUAAGAGGGACUGGCACAUAUUUCGCGCCGAGUCACCCGGUGACGAUACCGACACGGUUGCCCUGGAUGAUCAGCGCAUUGCGUAA